UCUGUGUCCAAUGAUUUUAGCAAUGAUUUUAAGUUUAACUGAAAUAAAAUUCUCCAAACACGCCCUAGGACUUCCACGCCCUUAUUUGGCCCUUUUGGCUCAUUCGUCAUCCUUUACCCCUUCUCCACCCCCACACUACCCUUCCCUGUUUUCAAUAGAUAUCGCCAAAGACCCUUCUCCGCAUCCCGGACUCCCAGCCGGCCCACUCCGCCGGAAUUCGCGCUCCCUUCAACUACAUUCCGCCUCUCACUCUUCGAUAUUUUCUAUAAACCCUAUCCCUUUCACUUAAUAGCACUCUCGCCCACUUCAGUUUUCCUUCCUUUUUUUUUUUCUUUUCCUUCGAGAUAAUCGGGUUUCAGUGAGAAAUUAAAAGAAGAGAAAAAUGGGCGUCGAUUACUACAACACCCUGAAAAUCUCGCGAGACGCGUCAGAGGAGGACGUCAAGAGAUCGUACAAGAGGCUGGCGAUGAAAUGGCACCCCGACAAGAACGCGGUGAACAAGGAGGAGGCAGAGGCCAAGUUCAAGCAGAUAAGCGAGGCGUACGACGUGCUGGGAGACCCCAGGAAGAGGCGGAUCUACGAUUUGCACGGGGAGGAAGGGGUGAAGGCCGGCCUGUUCUCGAGGGAGAGGGAUGCAGCGGCAGGGUUGAGGGGUUUCGGGUUUGGAUUUGCCCCGAGGACGGCGGAGGAGGUAUUUGAGGAGUUUUUUGGUGGGUUCGAUUUCGUGAAGGAGCGGAGGAAUGGCGGUGACGCCGGGCUGAAAAAGGCGGCUCCGAUGGAGAGUCAGCUGCCGUGUAGCUUGGAGGAGCUGUACAAGGGGUCCAAGAGGAAGAUGAAGAUAUCGAGGAUUGUGCUCGAUGAAUCCGGUAAGCCUGGCACAGUUGAAGAGGUCUUGUCCAUACACAUAAAACCUGGCUGGAAAAAAGGUACAAAGAUUACUUUUCCCGAGAAAGGGAACCACGAGCCCGAUGCUGCCCCUGGGGACCUCAUUUUUGUUAUUGACGAAAAACCCCAUCCCGUUUUCAAGAGGGAUGGCAAUGACCUAAUUGUCUAUCAGAAAAUCUCGUUAUUGGAUGCUCUCACAGGAAAGAUUCUCAAUAUAGCUACCUUGGACGGUAGAGACAUACCUCUUACAUUAUCGGAUAUCGUGAAACCAGGUCAAGAAGUGGUGAUUGAAAAUGAGGGGAUGCCGAUUUCAAAAGAGCCCGGUAAAAAUGGGAACUUGAGGAUCAAGUUUGAUGUCAAGUUUCCAUCAAGACUUAGUGCAGAACAAAAGUUGGAAUUGAGGCGGGUAUUGGGCAGGUCAGCUGAGUAAUGCUGGGUUUAAUGAAAAUGGUAGGAUUUGUGGUUAAUUAAGUGUAUAUAGUUUUAACAUUUUGGACUGAAUGUUUUUGUGAAUAGUAGGAAAAAAGAACCUUUCUUUUGUGUUUUUUUUUUCUUCUUUUUGGAGCAUUUGGCAGUAUGUAGUUCUGACUUAACAGCUGAUUCAGCUGUGAAACAUAACAUCGGUUAUGUGGAAUGGAAUCUGUAAAUAAUAAUAAUGUCCUUUUUACUUUGGAAGAUGGAUUCCGAUUGUGUGCGUA
Messenger RNA from Striga asiatica, 1583 nucleotides. The record is from the annotation of a GenBank genome assembly. Lineage: Eukaryota; Viridiplantae; Streptophyta; Magnoliopsida; Lamiales; Orobanchaceae.